GCGGCAGUAAUAUGACUGUUUCCUGUGAGAUGACAUUCUUCUGUGUUGUGUAGACUGGAGACUCUGUAACAGCAUAGCAGAGUUAUACUAGAGAUUCUUAAAGCAUGUUGAUUUUCUUAAAUGUUUAAAAGUUAUUUUGGGCACAGUCCGCUGGUACAGCAGCGCUGUUUAUGACUGGUUUAAAGUGUUGGAUUGGCGAAAAACAUGACUGCCAAUGAAGACCAGGAGAUGGAGUUGGAGGCUCUGCGCUCUAUCUAUGAAGGAGAUGAUUGCUUUAAAGAGCUCAAUGCUGUUUCCUUCCAGUUCAGGAUAGGAGAUCUUGAUGACUCCAAAUCCUUCCUGCUAGAAGUGUCAUGGCCAGAGAGCUAUCCUGAAACUGCCCCACACAUAUCAUUAGAUGCUUUUUUCAACAACAGAAUAUCCCUGGAGACAAAGCAGUACAUUCACUCGAAGUUGAGUGAACAGGUAGAGGCCAACCUGGGCACUGCCAUGAUGUACACGCUUUUUGAGUGGGCCAAAGAAAACCAGGAAACACUCAUGGAAAACCACCAGCCUGUGCCAUCCGCUGUGACCCUGAUAUCCAGCAGCGAUGUCAUGAAUAAUUCCACCACUGUCAGUAAGAAGAAGGAGAAGAAAGAGCAACUAACCAAAGCACAGAAGAGGAAACUGAUUGGAAGGACAGAUAAUAAGGGUGAACUGCCAAGAGGCUGGAACUGGGUAGAUGUUGUUAAGGUAAGUUAA
Onychostoma macrolepis is the source of this 741-nucleotide messenger RNA. It is a transcript of the gene rwdd4, whose product is annotated as RWD domain containing 4. Gene Ontology annotation, molecular function: protein binding. The transcript has 6 exons. The record is from RefSeq and is a predicted model, not a curated record. NCBI's taxonomy places the organism in Eukaryota, Metazoa, Chordata, Actinopteri, Cypriniformes, Cyprinidae. Bases 205 to 741 code for a protein of 178 amino acids.